Molecule: messenger RNA, 2347 nt
Organism: Fusarium graminearum PH-1
Lineage: Eukaryota; Fungi; Ascomycota; Sordariomycetes; Hypocreales; Nectriaceae
Exons: 2
Biological process (GO): TOR signaling
Cellular component (GO): cytosol
Source: RefSeq, a predicted model, not a curated record
AGAUGCAGCAAAAUCAUAUAACAAACCCCAAUGAGCCCUUCCCAAAGCCACAGGCUCUGGCAUCGGCUACGACGACACAUUCUCAAGGUCGGUUUCGCAUCUCGACGCGCAAGCUACCCAUCUCCAAGGCCGGUACCAUCGAUGCACUCACCGAACAGAUUGGCAUCCCGAUGCCCGAGAUGAUCUUUGGUGAAAACUUCGUCGGAAUUGAGCACAUACCUUCGGGCUGGUCCCUGAACUUCAACACUCCGGACGCACUCGAUGCCGUCGACAAGACAGAUCGUCAUAUGCUCAAGGUUGCAUACGCUCGAGAUUGGGAGAGCACCCGAGAAGGCACUACACAAGGCAUCAAGGAGAUCAUGAAGCCUUACGACUGGAGUUAUUCAACAACGUAUACCGGAAGUGUCGACCCCUCGGCCAAGCAGUUCGCACCUACAGAGAAUAUGAUUCCAAUCGAGCUGUUGAAGCGCCGCGACCCCAUCCUUUUCUUCGACGAGGUUAUGCUAUUCGAGAGCGAGUUGGACGAUAACGGCAUAAGCAUUUUCAGCGCCAAGGUUCGUGUUCACGAGAAGCGCAUGCUUUUGCUGUGCCGGCUAUUCAUGCGACUCGAUAAUGUCAUCCUGCGGAUACGUGACACUCGGGUCUAUGUUGACUUUGAGACCGAUGAAGUCAUUCGUGAAUAUUCAGCGCAAGAGGAGACUUACGAGAACGUCAAGAGGAAAUUGCAGAUGUCUGGCAGACUGCCCGACGAGAUCACAAUUGCACUUCGGGAUCCUAACAUCCUAGCCCCAUUACUGCCGCUUGUUGAGCAUCGAGCGGAGGCUAUAAAGCUGGGUGCAUGAAAGAAGGAUAUAGUACACAACGUACAAUCUUAAAUGAGAUACGGAGUUUCAGGAGUUCAAGGUACAUUUUCAUCAUACAAGUUCUACAAUGCAAGAGAGCGGCUACGGAAUUCGUGAAACCAAGAAACUUCGUCGUCUGAUAUCAAAAAAGUAAGCUGUCAAACAAACAGUCUGUUAACCCGCCCCGCCAUUGCCUUGAACACACCCAUUCCUUUCAACCCGAAGAAGUACGGUACAAUACAAGUCUGAAACAGACAUUACUCAGACUUUCAUAAAAUGCCAAUUCCCCUUUGUGUAACUCCAAAGCUUUGCUUGAAUACAAUCGUCCCUAACCAGACCAACGCCUGCUUGGCCCCAUCCCCUUUUUCGUUUACUUUGCUUGGUGCCUCCAGUUCUUGUGCUUCAGUUUGCUUCAUCGCGCGAGCGGGGAAGAGCUCUGUGUUACCUCUUCAAAGUCGAGUUCCCAUCUGUCAACUUCCUUAAACUUCUUUGCUGCCUGUCUGAGCUCGUCUGCAGACGGCGUGCUUGCGUUCUCAGCACUUCCACCCUCAAAGGUAUCAUCAGGGAGUGGUUGGAAGUGACUAUUAUCUUGCUCAUCCUCUUCAUCAUUGGCUUCGUUCUCAUUCUCCUUGUCUGAAGAGCGACGUGAGUAUGUUUGCGCAUUGCGCGCUGCUUGUUUGCCAGAAUCGGUUUGCUUAGACUUCAGAGCCUGUGUUGCGCGCCCACCCCUCGAACCUGGCCGUUUUGCGCCGCCACGACUUGUCGAUCGCCCGCCUCGUCUUUGGCGUGUCCCUCGGCCGGCAACAUAUGAAAGCUCGUCCUCAUCCUCGCCGAUGCCAGAUGUGUCAUGUUCUUCGUCACUCUCCAGCCUAGCGUCCCGCUGCUUCUUGUACUGGCGUUUUGGAAGCAGGCUCGUCAGAUCGGCAGUUGUGACUUUGGUUGCAGGCUGUUGACGCCGGGUUACAGCCCGGCCCCGAGCCUUUUGGGUUUCAGCAUAAUUAGGAGAAUGUGUUAAAGAAGGAGGGGAGGAAACAUCGGAGAAGUUGUCGGCGCGAACUGGUGUUGUGAUAGAGGGUCGUCGACGUCUCUUGGCCAGGGUAUGAAUAUCAGGCCAAUUUGCGUCUUCUGAAUCACUACUAGCUGGAAGGGCCAUGAGCUCAUCGUUAUCGAUUGGAGUAACAGGCCGUUCGCGGAGGAGGGGGGAAGGUCCCAGAGGAGACCCGAGAUCUGAUAGUGAAGAGGUACUCUCAGCAUCAGAGUCGAUAGGCGCAGGUCCAGCUUCAUCCUCAGAUAGUUCCACAUCUCUCUCAAUCCGCAACAUCUUCUCCGGUCGUUCGCUGCUUAGGAGCGCGUCUUCACUCUUUCGUUUCCUAUGCUUCGGUCCUGCGGAAACGUCUGGAGAUACUGGAACUCCAAUUUCGAGCUCGGCUUCGGGUUGUGUCCUCCGUCUGUUGUUAACAGGUGUGGAUUCAGCUUCAGGUGCAAAGUCGUCCUCACUCUCCGAG